UUUGCAUUUCCUCAGUUUUGUCGGAAAAUUAAAAUUAAAAACAAAAACAAAACUACAGAGAGGAGAAGAAGGGGAGAUACGUGCUCACCAUCAUCGGCGUUAGGCAGAAGAAGAUCGAUGGAGAGAGAAAGAUAGAGGAUCAAUUUCUUCUUCCCCCAAAUACUAUUCAUCUUCAUCAUCACGUCCCAUGGUGGAAAUGAAAAUCUCAGCUCUUGUCGACAGUAUCUAUUCGUUUCUAAAUCUGUCUUCUUCCAGACAUAUCGAUUUAGACCCAUUUGAGAAAUACUACAAGAGAGUCGAAGAGUUGUUGUCAGUCUUGAAGCCGGUAGCUGAUGCUGCUGCUGUUCUCAACUCUGAUCUUGCUUUGGAGGAGAGACUUUGGAAAUCGUUUCAAGAAUUGACUCAAGAUGUUGAUCACUCCAGAGAUCUUUUCACAAAUUGGCACGCUUUCUCCAGUAAAGUCUACUUCGUCCUCCAAAUUGAAUCUUUGAUACCCAAGAUGCGAGACACUAUUGUGGAUACUUUCCAGUUUCUCAACUCUUUGAAGAACGACCUACCUGAUGAGCUGCGUCCAGCUUCCCUCGAGAAAUGUAUUGAGAAGAUUAAGCAUCUUAGUUAUGAAGAAAUCUCUUCUGUAAUUGAUGGUGCUCUAAGGGAUCAGAGAGACGGCGUUGGACCUAGCCCUGAGAUCUUAGUAAAAAUUGGAGAGAACACUGGUCUAAGAUCAAACCAAGAGAUUCUGAUCGAAGCAGUUGCUCUUGAGAGGCAGAAAGAGAUUGCUGAGCAGUCUGAGAACAAUGCAGAAGUCGAGUUCCUUGACCAACUGAUUGUUAUAGUAAACCGCAUGCACGAACGUCUUCUUCUGAUCAAACAGACUGAGACAUCUAGUGUCUCCAUUCUUGCCGACUUCUUUUGCCCUCUGUCCCUUGAAGUUAUGACUGAUCCAGUUAUUGUGUCAUCAGGACAAACAUAUGAGAAGGCCUUCAUUAAGAGAUGGAUUGAUUUAGGUUUAAAAGUUUGUCCCAAGACUAGGCAGACUCUGACUCACACGACUUUGAUACCUAAUUACACCGUCAAGGCUUUAAUCUCUAAUUGGUGUGAUACAAAUGAUGUCAAGCUGCCUGAUCCCAAUAAGUCAAAGAGUUUAAACGAGCUCUCUCCUCUUUUGUCAUGUACAGACUCCAUGACAAAAGUUAGCAACAAGUCAAAUGAUUGGGAUGCUUCUCCUUCACGUUCAAAUGAUUCUGAGGAUAGACCUAACCAUUCUCGAGAAAUGAAUACAGAUGCACAUGGUAGGUCAUCUGUAUCUUCAACUACAAGAGGCUCAGUGGAAAAUGGACAAACAUCUGAGAAUCACCACCAUCUUAGGUCUCCUUCUGCUACUAGCUCGGUUUCUAAUGAGGAGUUUCCAAGAACAGAUAGUAAUGAAAACUCUGAUGCUUCAGGAGAGAUUAGAUCAGGGCAGCCUCUUGCUGCAACCACUUCAGCAGCAGCUCCUCGGCGAGAUCUGUCUUGGCGUAACCGUGGCCAGUUUUGGCGCCGUCCUUCAGACAGACUCGGUUCAAGGAUUGUCUCAGCGCCUUCUAAUGAGGCGAGGCGUGAACUUGCCGAGGUCGAAAACCAAGUUAAGAAGCUGGUGGAGGAGUUGAAAAGCAGUUCCCUAGAUGUUCAGAGACGAGCAACAGGUGAAAUAAGGUUGCUAGCUAAGCACAACAUGGAUAAUAGGAUAGUAAUAGGAAACUCCGGAGCUAUUGUUUCGUUAGUGGAGCUGCUUCACUCAACAGACUCAGCUACACAGGAGAACGCUGUUACAGCUCUUCUUAACUUGUCCAUUAACGACAACAACAAGAGUUUAAUCGCUGAGGCUGGUGCUAUAGAGCCGCUCAUUCAUGUUCUUGAGAAUGGUAGCUCUGAAGCUAAGGAGAAUUCAGCUGCUACUCUUUUCAGCCUCUCUGUGAUAGAAGAGAACAAGAUUAAGAUUGGUCAGUCAGGUGCAAUAGGGCCUCUUGUUGAUCUGCUAGGGAAUGGUACUCCUCGGGGGAAGAAAGAUGCUGCUACUGCAUUGUUUAAUCUGUCUAUACAUCAAGAAAACAAGGGGACAAUCGUGCAGUCUGGGGCUGUGAGGUAUCUUAUAGAUUUAAUGGAUCCAGCAGCUGGGAUGGUGGAUAAAGCGGUUGCUGUGUUGGCAAAUUUAGCUACAAUCCCGGAAGGAAGAAAUGCUAUCGGUCAAGAAGGUGGGAUUAGUCUUCUUGUUGAGGUUGUUGAGUUGGGUUCAGCUAGAGGGAAAGAAAACGCUGCAGCUGCUCUGCUUCAGCUUUCGACCAAUAGUGGUCGGUUCUGUAAUAUGGUUCUGCAAGAAGGAGCUGUUCCUCCUCUUGUCGCUCUCUCACAGUCUGGUACUCCCAGAGCCAGAGAAAAGGCACAGGCAUUGCUUAGUUACUUCAGAAACCAAAGGCAUGGAAAUGCUGGGCGAGGCUGAUGGAUGAUUGAUGAUGAGUAGAUUUUGGUUCCUUGGGGCUUGUUUUGUGUUUGUCUUCUUAUUUAAGUAGUGAUUUUGUACAGAAGAGGUUUCAUCUGCAAAUAAUUCCAUACCCAAGAUUUUGUUGGUUCUCUGCAUUCUUUGAUUUUUCGUUUUAAUAAGUCUUUGAAGGAACAAACAAUGUACAGUUGUGAAUGUGCACUGAGUGAGAGAAUAUGUAACCAUCCAUAGA
Eruca vesicaria subsp. sativa (arugula) is the source of this 2711-nucleotide messenger RNA. Lineage: Eukaryota; Viridiplantae; Streptophyta; Magnoliopsida; Brassicales; Brassicaceae. The record is from the annotation of a GenBank genome assembly.